Messenger RNA from Solanum tuberosum (potato), 1425 nucleotides. RefSeq lists its product as uncharacterized. Lineage: Eukaryota; Viridiplantae; Streptophyta; Magnoliopsida; Solanales; Solanaceae. The coding region runs from base 1 to 1425 and encodes 474 amino acids. The record is from RefSeq and is a predicted model, not a curated record. The transcript has a single exon.
AUGGGGAAGAUACGUUGCACCAUAGAUGGAAACUUGAAUGACUCAGAAUUCAGCCAGCCAAUGCCAUGGAUUGGUGUCUAUGUAGCAGCAGCUUCUGCAGCUUGUGCACUGGGGAUGGCAAUGGAUGCUUUUCAUGGACUGCGCCACAGAAAAUUCUGGUUUCCUUGCAGCUUCUUCUCUCUCAACGCUACAACCUUGACGCUACUAGCUGUUGCCACCAAGUUGUCUGUUGAUCUAAAUACAUCCAUGCCUCAUCAACAAGAUCAGUUGACAAAACUUAGCAGUGCUGCUCUAAUCUGUACGGUAAUUGCUAAUUUCAUGCCUUCUUUAGGUCUCGUGGAGAAUAAAGAGCUGUUGAUGAACAUAAUGGCUUUGGGAAUUUUCGUUAUCACAGCCAUUGUGAAUAUUGGCAUACAAUUAGCUACUGGUGUAAUCUAUGUUUUCUUCAAAGAGCAUAUAGCCUUCAUGUUUCUCAUGCUUGUUUUGCUUCUACUACUGAUCUCCUCAGCUGUGACAAUACCAACUACAAAGCAUUAUUUGGACCUGAAAUAUAAAAAGAAGUACAAGUUAGCAAACAAAGAAUGCAACAUCAUGGAUACAUGCACAACUGAGAAACUUAAGUACGAAUUGAUGAAAUUUUGGACCAUGGCCUAUACGUCCUGCCCUCAUUUGGUUGGGGGGCGCUUAGUAACAUGCACUGCUUCUGUAGUUUUUUGCCUUAUGAGCACAGGAAUUUAUGCUGAUGCCAUGUUUAGGUCAUACAUCCUCCAUAAGAGCUUCAACUUUUGUAGUGGAGACUCUGAAUACAAGUGGUCCACAACCUUGAUUCUUGUAACUCACACAGUGGCAAUAGGAGUAGGAGCUGUUGCACCAGCUUCUAGAUGGUUCAGAGCCAUAAAUUUUGACUGCCCCAAAAAAGCAAAUAAUGCCUGCAAAGUCAAGUUGUUCAAAGUGGAGAACUAUUGGAUCCGUAUCCUGCUUCAGUGGAAAGAAUGCCCAUUGGAUUUCAGAUAUUGUGGUCGGCAUGGUAGAAAAUUUGCUCAUAAAUCAAAGAACAAACUUCUUGAUUUAUGUAUUUUGGUGCAAAUUAUGAUGGUGUCACUUAGUAAGCUAGUCCAGCUCGUUUCCAUUUUCUCUGUAAGCCAGUCACUGAUAUACUGUCGGAAAGCAAUCAAGAUGCUAAAAUGCAACAGUAUGGUGUCGAGUCUCGAUACAGGAUUGAGGUCCCAAACCAGUUCAAAACCAGAUCUUAGCUGCUAUGCUUUACACCUUGAAGGAGAGGAAGCUUUAAUUGAUUUGAUGAUGCAAAGCAACAGUGAUCUGGUAGAUCAUUGGAUUGGGAUAGGGGAAAAGAAGCAGCUUAAACAUCUUCUACGACUUCUGGAGAAACUGAAAUCAAUCACCUGGAUUCAGAGGAGUGCAUGA